Porites lobata is the source of this 7481-nucleotide messenger RNA. Lineage: Eukaryota; Metazoa; Cnidaria; Anthozoa; Scleractinia; Poritidae. The record is from the annotation of a GenBank genome assembly.
GCUAGCGGUGAUGAACACACUGAACAGAGAUUGAAGAUACUCAGUUGAGCCUAUUUUCUUCGCGAAUUUAAGGUAUACUAAGAUACAUGUAUUUUGUUUUUAAUCACUUCAGUUAAUGAUAGGCAGAGCUGUUCGUGGACGGGGUUGAUAAAUUUGUGUAUUUGACUAAGGAAGAGUUAGUUAGACUUGGCCCUCGAACUGGUUCAGAAACAGACCAUCUAUACCAGCAGCUUUAAUUGGCCCAAUGUUUUUGAAGGUAAAACCCCUUCAGUUGACAUAAUGUCGAUGUUCACAGCAUUAUAGUACACCAGACAGGAUAAUCGAGGACGACAAUUUGAGACUAUUUUGACAUCAAUCGAGGUAUGCAGAGAACAGUUUUUGAUUACGUAAUGUACAAUGAGCGCGCAACUUUGCCUCGAGACUUUGGAGUGUUUUGAUGGACAUAGUCCGCGGAAUGUAAACGGCUUGGUGAAGUUUGUAGAGAUGUUUAGUUUGACGAUGCUAGGCAUGCUAGUGUUGUAUUAACGGGAUUUGACUGUAUACGUAACAAAUACUGUAUACCAGCUGGAAAAACAAAGGGCAAAUAUUGCGAUAACUUUCCACAAUUGGCACCACGAUGAUUUCAUUUUAGUACUAUAGCUAGUUCUUAGGCCAGAUUCCAGUUCGUUUUUCAAGUCUUUUUCAGUUCUAACUUGGUGAUCCCAGUGAGCAGCCCAUUCCUGAUAUAUAUAUGGGCUCAUGCAUCUUGCAAAUGAACUAUUGUGGGUUUUUACCAUAAACAUCAUACAAAUUAGAAUGGACGGAAGUUUUGUUCCGAGAAAGUUCAAAGAGCUAGGUUCGUUAACUUAUCAGGGGCACCCAACGUCAAUUUUUGGAAAAUAUCUGUUCGGAAGACGAUUUGAGAUCUAGAAUUUUCGGAACAUCUUUGUUGUAAAAUUUCUUGCUUGCAUGCCUCUCCUAGGAUUUUCGAACAUCUAAAAAAUGGUAUAAUUGCCCAUUUUUAACGGAUUUUUACCCUAAAAAGGUCACCUAGAAUUUUUCGGAGCCUUUUUUCUGGCUGAAAUUUUCGAAAAGGUAAGUUUUGAUCCCUGUCAGGAGCCCAUCAAAUGGAGCCUCCAUCUCCCAUACAAGCCCUUGGAGUCAACCCUUUCCCGAGUAGAUUUAUAAUUAGAACGGUUCCCAGGGGAGACUUCGCGCGCCGACGGUGGGAAGAGCCAAUCACAACCACGAAAUGACACUGCUAUUGUACUUAAUCAAACAGCAGGAAAUCCGGUGCUGACAGGCCAAACACAAUCAUGAGCUACUGAAACGUGACUUAAGCGUUUUCAUCCCUCAGAGAUUUUCCUUUUUUUCUUUCUAGCGGGUAGAUUAUACUGUAGAAAGUUUUACACUCUGACUAUGUUAAUCUUAAUUUUGGUCAAAUUUCUAGGUUUUUUUUUCCGAACUGCGUUUAUCUGAAUAAAUACUUGUAGUCCUUGUGGUUGUUUUGUCCGUCAGCUAGUGUGAUGAUUCCCUGCUAUGUUUUGUGACGCCGGGCCCAGCCAUUGUUUUCUCGCAAAAAAGUGAUCUACAGAUGCGAAUUCGAAGGAAGGAAUUGAGCCUAAACUUCUACAUUAACUGCUGAAAAUUGUCCUGUUAUUCAGUCAUAAUUCUUUUGGCGCAGAUACAAUCCAUUUUGUUUUUCUUGAGAUAAGUGGGUCUUUGGACUGGAGCGCGAUGUCACAAAUUCCUCCGUUAGCAAAUUACGGUUGAGUUAACUUCACGGUCGAGCAACUGUUGUCUUCUGUUCAAAUUUUCAAGCGCUUGUUUUAUCAGACAACUCUCAUGGUGAUACAAGUCAGUUGUAAAGGAAGACUGCAAUUUCUGAAAUUUCGGAACUGAAGCAUUCCUCGUUACUUGCUACUUAGGUCAUCGCUUUUGCACGCGGUGCUUAACUGGCGAAAUCCACUCCUCGGUGAUGACAAAAAUCAUAUGAUCCUGGCACUUUUUCGUCGCUGGUCAUCGAAAAGUUUCAAGUCGUCCACAGAACGUUUAAUCGUCGACUCUUUUCAAGGUGCAUGCUUAAAUGUGGGAUGUAUGACGGCAAAAAAAAAAACACUCCCAAAGAUAACCUUUCCGUGAUCCUCAGUUCGCUGCCUUUGUCCCAUCGCUUCAUGCUCAGUCUCAGUCGGGUAAUUCAUUAACUUUUAUUUCAUGAUACCCAGAUCCCAGCGGCUGUAAAAUUGUAAAAACGGACGUAAAGGAAUAAAGGAAAACGGUCGAAAGACGGGCUUCUGAGUUCGACUUCAUCCAAUUUUAUUUUUUCACGUUGACAUACGAGACUCACGGAAAUAUGACACUUUUCGCGGGAAACUAGCCGUUCUAUUUAUAAAUCUACUCGGGAAAGGGUUGACUCAAGAAAUUAAUGGAGAUGGAGGCUCCAUUUGAUGGGCUCCUGGGAUCCCUGUAAUUUUCGGAUCACUAGACUUUCAGCUAGGAAACUCGAACAGAUGAAAAAUCUUUAGGGGAUAAAAAUAUGCCUAUAUCUACCGUUUAAAUACUAAAACAGAAAACUCUGAUGAAAAAUAUCCGCGCACUGGGGGUCGCACUUAAGCGAUUUGUUUUCGGUCGGUCCGAUUAGGGGGUGUUUACAUGAGAAAACUCGCACCGGCGCGAGUUUCAUAAGGGGAUGUUUUUUUUAUUUCGUAUCGUGUUUACAUUAUGACUGGGUCAUUUCAUAUCUCUUUAUUUGAGGCUCCGUCUCACAAGCCCUUGCACAUGUAAUAAAUCUAAAUCUAAAUCUAAAUAUCGUUAUGUCGGCAAAAUCGUUUGGGACAUCACGCCAACUCUAAGAUAAUAAUAAAUAAAACUAUACUAGAAUAUACAAAACUAUUAAAAACUAUUAAAAAACUAUUAAAAACUAUUAAAAAACUACUGAUAAAAAGAAAACUAAAUUAGUUUGCUUUCAAAAAUACAGAGGGAUUGGCUGGAAACAGUUUCUUCUGGAAGUUUGUUUCAUUCAGUUAUUGUCCUGGGAAAAAAAGAAAAUCUAAAAAUAUCUUAUUUGCCCUAGAUGUGAUUGUUUCAAUGUGUGGUGACCACCUCAUUUUGUUAUCGAGCACUACCCCCAGAUAAGGGUGAGAUUCCACUUCUUCUAGGAUUUGUCCACAAAAUACGUAUUCCCGCUUUGGUGGAUCUCUCCUGGUUGUAAAACACAUGAUCUUGCACUUUGAAGGAUUAAAUUCUAUCUUCCACUUUUGUUGCCAAUCUUCUAAUCUAUACAAGUCCUCUUGGAGAUCGGCUGUGUCCUCAUCACAACAAAUUGUCCCAUAUAACAAUGCAUCAUCAGCAAAAAGUCUAACAGUAGAGUUAAGACUAUCAGGUAAAUCAUUUAUAUACAUUAAGAACAGUAGCGGUCCUAAGACUGUUCCUUGGGGAACACCAGAUGUCGUAACUACAGGGGCAGAUGAUGGCCCCUCAAUUACCACUGAUUGGGUACGCUGUGAUAGAAACGAUUCAAACCAGUUAUGUGAACGUUAAAGAACCCACACACUCUUCGUAAAGAGUAGGGCACGUAAUGCCCGGUGUAGUGGUCUAUCUCACUUUCACACUCCUGUAUGGGGGCAUCAUCACUCAUUCCUUCAGUACUUGUAAACUGCACCUUAAGCAGUCUGGCAAAGUCCCGCAACCAGUGUUGUAAAUUAUCCCUGAAAAGCCCUGUGGGGAGUGGAUAAUAAGAUAUUUACAAUUUACAAUUUACUCACGCCGAGGUGACUCGCGCCGGCAUGAAAUUUUGUGGUGGCAUGAUGUAAACAAAUGUAGAGCCACGAGAGGGAACCGGUGUGAACUCACUCCGGGGCGAAAGUCGUCCUGGUGUCAUGUAAACACCCCCUUAGACCCCCCCAAAAUUGGCACUGACCAAUAUUUUUUGGGUUGUGUUCUGGUCGCACAUGAAGCUACAUGACAAGGUUAAAUUCUUGUGUAAACAUUGAUAAAACGCACAUGUAAGCUUAAGCAAUGAUGAAAAUGUUUUGAUUUCGUUUCGCACGACCUCAGUUUCAACUUGUAAAUCAUUUUGACGAAAAGAAUUAGUUUAAGGAUUAGAGCAGGUAGAAUGUAAAGAAAUGUAAGAAAACCAUUUUUUUGAAAGGUUUUAAAAUUUUGCUAGAAAUUGUGAAAGUAGAUAACUGAGGUUUUACCCAUUUUUAAACGACCAAUCAUAAUUCUCGCCUUGGGUAGUAUACUGAUUACGGGUUUUUCCCGUGUCGGCCGCUAUUCUUCUUGUGAGUUUACUGGGUUUCACUUUCACUCAGACGACCGGCGCGCGGUACACAAAAGAUUGACUUGUUUUCGAUGAAAUCAAUUUACUGCUAGCGGUGGUGUGCACAGUGAACUGAGAUUGAAGGUGCUUGAGCGUCUUUGUGUAAGUUAGCUUAAUUUCAAUGUAUUUUUAUCACUUUAUUGAAAGAAUAAGGCAUGCAGUUCGUGAGUUGUUAUGUUAUGCCUUCUACCGAGUAAAUCGUCUGUUAACAGGCUGUGUUAAGAUCGAGGUUCGAGGAUCGAGGUCCCAUGUCUGUUGUCUACGGAUGGAGUUAUUUUAGGGUUUGGGAAUUAUUGUUGUCUCUAAAUUGUGCUCGCCGAUUCCGCUUUCUAUUCUAGGCGGGAAAUAAGUAUAGUAAGUCAACUAUUAUUUAUAACCUUACAACUGAACUCACCUACGCUGCUGACAACUCACCUGUUUAUUUUAUCAGGAAGAUCUACCAAGAUCCACCUUAAGGGCGAGCUUCCCAGUUUAAAGGGAAGCUAGAGUGCAUCGAUCAUUCAGCCUCAGACAUGGUUUAUACAGAAGAGCAGUUGAACUUCUUCAAGUUUUCAACCCUUAUCGUCGAUGAAUUCCCUAAAGCUCUACGCCAGACAUUCAAACACAUGUGGGAAAAUUUUGGACCAGGAUCGAACUGGGAUGACUCAGAAGGUGUGAGAGAUUCACUUCUGACCAAAGAGGGAGGCAAAACCAAAGUACCUACAGGCAAAUCCUACAAGGAGUGGGAUUGCACCGCGCUGUUCCAUGCUACUAUCUACGCUCGGACGUUCGCUUUAUCAGACAGCAAAGGUAACCUUAAAACACUCAGUAAGUUGUACGUAGAGCCCCGAGGGUCCAUGCCAGAUGGAACUUUCCACGGUUCUGUGCUAAGUCCGACUGGAAACCAAGCGGAAACAUUUGCUCUGGCGAUUGAUCAGCUGCGACUUUUGCGAAACUCUUUGUCUCAUUUGACCAGUUCAAAAAAAAUUAACGAAACAACAUUUGACCAGUACACUGAACUCGCAAAAGAUGCGUUCGAAGCUCUUGGAGUGGCAACAGACUCGAUUGAAGACGUUAAAAGUUUACCCCCGGAUCACUUUCCCACAGAGGAGGUCGCCAGGCUGAAGAACGAAAACCUUCUUAUGAGAGUCGUAGCCAUGCUUUCCAUUCUAUUUUCAGUUUUUCUCCAACGUUUGGAUGACUUCAUUUCAGGUGUUAUCCGGAAACUUGUGAAUGACUUCAAUUCAUUUUUUCGGCGAGUUAAUGAGGAAAUCGAGUCAGGUUUUCCUCGCCGACUUUUGGAGGGUAGCUUCUACAAAAAAAUACCAGAAAGCAACAAAAUCCGUCGUAUUUCUAAUAGUAGGGACCUUACGAUCCGACAACGGCGACGUCGGUGAAAACGUCGCUGAAAACUAGAAUUCACAUCCUUUUAAACUAUUUUCAUGUUUAUCCCAAUUCGCCCUAUACUUAAAAGAAGGGAAUUUUGGUUGGAGCUGAAGAGAGGGAACCGCACCCGAGUUACUAAGACAGAGAUGGUAGAAUUUAUCGCCUUGCCGUUCCUGUUUUCAAGUAAACUUAAAAUUUGGUCAUUUCAUGUCGUAGUGGUGCAGGGACAGAAAAGAAAUGUACAAAAAAGCGUGAUGCACGUGCAGAGUUGUUGUUUUGCUCAUUAAACCUAUUGUUUUUUUGACGUUCUCCUUGCCGUCGCUGUCGUAGUUUCGUAAGGUCCUUACUCCUCGGGAAAGGCCACUUCUUGAUACACUAAAUUCAACGGAGAUGUAUUCCUGAGUUUUAUCUUGCUUAAAACUACACAGCGUUCAAAAAUUGGCGGGUCCGAAAUUCGGUGCUGUACAGCUCAAAAUUAAAUAGGUCUCUUCGGUAGCGCUUUAUUGUUCACUACAGUUCAAAAUUGUAACAUUGAGCCAAGGGUCCGAUUUUCGGACCCUAUGUUUGAUCCUUUGAAACCAGGGGUCCGAAAUUCAGACCCUAUCGAUUGAAAUGUGUUUAUUUUGCUGUCAAGUCUUAUACAGCGCAAAAAAAAGUAUAUCUUGAAAUCAAGGAUCCGGAAAUUAAUGAGGGAGCAGGAUUUCAGUUUAGUUGGCUUGUAAAAUUGAUUCUUAACUGUAUUUGAAAACAUCUUGUCCACUUUUUAGUUUGCACUCCUUUUUCAUCUUGGCCUUCUACACUACUCUGGAAGUCUCCACAUAUUUAUAUUUAAUUAUUCGCUCGAGAGAAAGAUUAUCAGAGUAUCCUUGAACGUUAACCGCUACAAACACGGGAUUUUCAUAGGGACCAGCACACACCUACAGAAGAUCGAUAUUAAGCAGAAAGAAAAGAGUACCAUUAUUAGUACAAUGCCUAUGGGAAUUUCUUUGGCUUUUGCGUAUUAAUAGACGAUUUAUUUCUCGAAAGCAUAAAACUUUGUUGCGUAACCCACCGGUACAGAGAUCAAACUUAGUUGUCGGUCCUUGAUAUCCCGACAUCUCAACAAAAUGUUUCCAGCGAGGUCAGGUUGUAAAGUUCUUUUUUUUUCCUAUAGACCAGUGUUAUUAGUUGGUUUACUAUGUUUGUUUUUUUCACGCUGGUCAACGUAUUUGGUACCUAACAUCUACAUCCUUUAAAAGACAUUUUAAAAGUGCCAAAGGUCAACACAAUACGCUUUGGACUCAAUUCCUGACGGUAUCUGUCAGGCGCCCAAGAUCUGGGACAACAACUUGCCUGAUGUUGUAUAUAAGAGCAUUGAUCCGAUUUUAACACGUUCAGAAAACUGUUAGAAAAUGAGUCAUUAUUUUGUACAUUGUAUCGACGAAUCGUCUUUUUAAUCAAUUUUGUGACCAAUUUUUAACAGCAUUUUAUGUGUGAUAACUUCUUUUUAAUUGUAAAUAGCUUUUAUAUUAUAUUGUCUUCAUAAUUUCUACCUCUAUAUUAUUUUAUUUACGGUGGCAUCCCACUGUGUAGUUAUAACCUACGAAAUUCAGACUUCUUUAUUCCUAGAUUCAAUACCGUGAAAUAUGGCAGACACUCGCCUUGAACCAUUUUUAUGGUCCAAAUUGUCUAAAAAGGAAAGGGGACCUAGCCACAGCUGUCGGCUUUCAAAACAAGUAUUCGGAAGAAAGACCUUUCAAGCCUCAUAGCUGCGAAAAGAUGUUCAAAUUGUAACUUGUGUAAUACUUGAGACCCUACUUGUUAAUUUACUUUCAGG